AUGACGCACCUGCAAGUUGCUGAAGGUAUCAAAUACCAGCGGGUGAACAAGUUCCAGGCCUUGGCGAAGGCUCGCGCAGAUGGAUACACACCAGCUGUUUUGGAGCUGCUUGGCAUAUUCAUCAUGGAGUUUCCAACUCAUCCGACGAUAGAGCCGGCGGUGACUGACUUGACCAUCCACUCCAAAGACUGGAUACUCGACCGGUCAACUAGACAGGAACCCUCCGCAAGGUCGCUCAUCGCAUCGGAGGCGCAGGAUACUACGGUUGGUAGGCCUGUUAAGAAGCCAAGGAAGCCAACGACCCGCGCUUUGGCUUCCCAGCUUCCUCCGCAUGCCGAGCCGAGAGAAGAUCCCACCCACGCCGAUGAGCCAGCGGAGGUCGACGAGGGUCUCUUGGGGUUUGAUGCUGGAGGCUUAACUAACCAACACGGCUGUCCGUCAAUGCCGCCUCCGCUGCCAGCAAACAACCUCUACCUCACUGAAGAUGAAAUUAAACGCCAUCUUUCGAACCUGCUUGCCUCGCUGUUCAACGCGCUGAAACUAACGAACAACAUCCUCAAGGAUUCGUGUGAACGGAUCCUCACACAUAUCACCUACAAGUGCCCCAAGGCGUCGAAACCGAGAUAUGUGAGCUUCCCCGGGAUUUCUGUGGUGCAGUGUUUACCGCGUGACGAAGUCGACAAACUUACUAGCCAGUUGCAAGAAGCGGGAGUCAAGUGGCUUAAGACGGCGGAGGGCCUUCUCGCUCACAAGGAUCACAAGGACGACUGCUUGGCCAACUGUACGGUGGAGGAUCUCGAGCAGCUCAGAACGGAUGGCUGGGAAAUCCUUGGGAGUGUCGAGAACAUGUUGCCGCAGAAGGACUUAAGGAAGCAAAUCAGGUGA
Messenger RNA from Puccinia triticina, 885 nucleotides. RefSeq lists its product as uncharacterized. Lineage: Eukaryota; Fungi; Basidiomycota; Pucciniomycetes; Pucciniales; Pucciniaceae. Bases 1 to 885 code for a protein of 294 amino acids. The record is from RefSeq and is a predicted model, not a curated record. The transcript has 3 exons.